AUGUCCAGCGCAUCUGUAUCCGCACUGGCCCAAGUCAUGCGGCGUGCCGCAAAGGCGCUGCCGCCCAUCAAUUCGGCCAGUUUCGGCGAAUCUUUCGACUGGUUGGGCCAAUAUAAGGUGGUUCUGCUGGGCGACGCCAGCCACGGCACAUCCGAGUUCUAUGCCGCUCGCGCAGAAAUCACCAAGCGGCUCAUCAAGGAACAUGGAUUCAAGUUAGUAGCGCUGGAGGCGGAUUGGCCCGACGCCGAGGCGAUUGAUCACUAUGUGCGACGGUGGCCAGGCCAACAUCCUGAUCCGGUGAAGGCGGCCAGGGAUAAGGAAAGCCCUUUUCAACGGUUUCCAACGUGGAUGUGGAGAAAUCGUGAAAUGCAGGACUUGAUCCAUUGGAUGAGGGACUAUAACGAAGGUUUACCCCCAGAGGAGAAGGCCGGUGUGUAUGGAUUGGAUCUAUACUCAAUGGGGUCGAGUAUGAGUUCGGUGAUUGGAUAUCUACAGAAUAUCGACCCGGAAAUGGCCAAGGCGGCCAGAGAGCGAUAUGCUGGACUGCAGCGCUGGGUCAAUAGGGAACACCAAUACGGACGCAAGAUGCUCCAGACCAAAUACAUGGAGCAUCUGAAGUCCUGUGAGGAAGACGUCAUCAAAAUGCUUCUAGAUUUGCUGCGGAAAAGAUUAGAGUACUCGGCCAAAAUCAACGACGGUGAAAGAUUCCACAGCGCUGAGCAGAAUGCCGCGCUGGUGGUGGACGCAGAGGAGUACUAUCGCAAGAUGUACUACAGUGAUGUGGUCAGCUGGAAUCUGAGGGAUCUGCACAUGUUCGGAACAUUGAAGCGCUUACUCGACUUCCGGAAAUCCAAGGCCGUGGUAUGGGCUCACAAUAGCCACCUUGGAGACGCGCGGUUCACCGACAUGGGCACGCAGCGGGAAGAACUCAAUCUCGGUCAACUCUGCCGCGAGCAUCUCUCCGAUGUGGUCCUUGUAGGCUGCGGCACACACGACGGUACAGUAGCUGCCGCGCACGAGUGGGGUGGUGAUAUGCAAAUCAUGAAGGUCAAUCCGUCGCAAGAGGACAGCUGGGAGUACGUGGCCCACAGCACCGGCAUUCCGAGAUUUCUGCUUGAUAUGCGCAAGAAGCAUUGCGACGAAGAUACGCGCAGAGCACUUUCUGCUAGUCGGCUUGAACGAUUCAUCGGUGUGAUCUACCGUCCAAAGACUGAGCUGUGGAGUCAUUACAGCGGUUCCAGGUUGUCCAAGCAGUUCGAUGCGUAUGUGUUUUUUGACAGGACGCAGGCGGUUGGAGCGCUGGAAAACACACAGCCCCAUACGUCACUGCUCGAGGCGGAAACUUAUCCUUUUGGUUUGUGA
Molecule: messenger RNA, 1362 nt
Organism: Fonsecaea multimorphosa CBS 102226
Lineage: Eukaryota; Fungi; Ascomycota; Eurotiomycetes; Chaetothyriales; Herpotrichiellaceae
Exons: 1
Coding region: 1-1362 (453 amino acids)
Biological process (GO): response to antibiotic
Source: RefSeq, a predicted model, not a curated record